Penicillium pulvis is the source of this 537-nucleotide messenger RNA. RefSeq names its product DUF4870 domain-containing protein. The record is from RefSeq and is a predicted model, not a curated record. Lineage: Eukaryota; Fungi; Ascomycota; Eurotiomycetes; Eurotiales; Aspergillaceae. The transcript has 4 exons. Bases 1 to 537 code for a protein of 178 amino acids.
AUGAACUUCGCGCCCUAUCAAGACGAAUCCCCCGAGAUCGAGCGGGCACUGUCCCCUCCACACCCAGAUACCCGCAUCAAGUCUCCGAACCUCCGGUCGCCCAGAGCCUCUGCCGACCUUCCGUCUCCAAGCCACUUCGGAGGCGGACAUGGCAACACUGGCUUUGGACGAGAUGUUGAGGGGGGCCAUGUGAGCCUAGGGGCAUUUGAAACAAGCCUUCCAAUCCGCAUGGAUAUUGAAGCUGCGCUGGCGUAUUUGCUUCUGCCUCCGGCUGGAGGUGUGUUCUUGUUGUUGGCCGAGCACAAGAGCGAUUACGUGCGGUUUCAUGCCUGGCAAUCUAGCAUGCUUUUUGCCGUCCUCUUCAUAAUCCAUCUCCUAUUUUCCUGGUCCUCGUUUCUGUCGUGGACUUUGUUUAUUAUCGACCUCGCCUUGAUGGGCUUUCUCAGCAUGCGAGCCUACCGUGACGUGGACACUUUGGACCACUUCGAAGUCCCUUAUUUUGGUCGCCUGGCCAAUUCCUUUGUCGAUGAUGAAUGA